AUGCCGCUACACUCUCACCACCGCUCGUCUUUGAGCAACAGCAACAAAUCUUCCAGCGACGAGGCCGAAGACGAGACCGUCGUCGAGCCGGAUCAGGGCAAUGUCCUGUCCCAUAUCAUAUCUCAGCUUCGCCCCGGAGCUGACUUGAGCCGCGUCACGCUCCCAACGUUCAUUCUCGAGCCGCGAUCGAUGCUGGAAAGAAUUACAAACUUCAUGGCGCAUCCGGAAACACUACUACCCAUGCCCGAACACGACGAUCCAUUAGAACGAUUCGUGUCCGUGGUCAAAUUCUACCUGAGCGGCUGGCAUAUCAAACCUCCGUACGAAAUCUUCACCUUAACCGAAAGCAUGAAUAGACGGCACUCGCGGCUACUACAUCUCGGAACAGACGUCCCACCAUCCGCCAAAAUCCAGCUACUUCUUCAUGGCGCCCGAGCAUCACAUCAGGAUAGACGGCACGCUCAAGCCGCGCACAUUCUGACGCAACCCAACAUGUAUGCGCGCGGCAUUCUUUUCGGCAAGAUGAAAUACGAGCUCGGAGACCACAGCUUCAUCAAAUGUCCAGAGAACCACCUAGUGUGCGACGUCGAAUUCAAGACUAAGGGCUACUUCUCCGGUACAUACAAUGCCAUUGCCGGAACAAUCAAAAACGAUCAAACGGGCGAAGUCUACUAUGAGAUUUCGGGUCUGUGGAAUGGCGAGAUGUAUUUGAAGAACCAUGUCGUGGGUUGCCUCUCCCUUCUCAGAAGAGAUAUCUUCAAGCUGACCAUCUCCCAGACAGGCAAAAAGGAACUCCUAUUCGAUGCGAGUCACGCCAAACACACUGUCCCUCUCACACGCCCUCUCGAGGAGCAAUCCGAACGCGAGUCUCAGAAACUAUGGCACAGCACAGUGCAAGGACUAAACGCCCGAAAUCACGAAGCAGCGACAAGCGAAAAGACCAAAAUCGAAGACCAGCAGCGCGAAGAAGCUGCCAAACGAGCCGAAGAGAAUGUCGAAUGGCGACCGCGACUCUUCCGUGCUGUCCGCGGCGGGCCGGGAGGGUCAGAAGAGGGCGAGGAAGAUCUCGACUGGAUCAUUAAUGCUGAAGUGUAA
Messenger RNA from Talaromyces atroroseus, 1095 nucleotides. RefSeq lists its product as hypothetical. Gene Ontology annotation, molecular function: sterol binding. Lineage: Eukaryota; Fungi; Ascomycota; Eurotiomycetes; Eurotiales; Trichocomaceae. Bases 1 to 1095 code for a protein of 364 amino acids. Gene Ontology annotation, cellular component: membrane; cytosol; cortical endoplasmic reticulum. The record is from RefSeq and is a predicted model, not a curated record. The transcript is spliced from 6 exons.